Triplophysa rosa is the source of this 2497-nucleotide messenger RNA. RefSeq names its product fin bud initiation factor a (gene fibina). Lineage: Eukaryota; Metazoa; Chordata; Actinopteri; Cypriniformes; Nemacheilidae. The record is from RefSeq and is a predicted model, not a curated record. Bases 1 to 783 code for a protein of 260 amino acids. The transcript has a single exon.
AUGUCCACGAGCAAAGACGCGCAGCGGUGUAAAGUGUUCGUAAAAGCGCGCCGGACUCACAUUUCAGCCGUGCGACUCUUCUCUAGUAGGCGCGUUCAUGUGAAAUCCUCCACAUGUGGACAUCUCUUCCGUCAGGUCAGAGUUUCUUCUGAGCGGACAGUAAUUUUCAUCAUGUUACUCUUCGCCCUUGUCCUGUUUUCAUUGCCUAUUUGCAGUGCGGUUUACGAGGGACCGUUGCUCCCUGAAAUGUCCAACGGCACGUUUCACCACUUCUUCGUCCCGGACGGGGAUUACGAGGACACCGAAGACCCGGAGAAAUGUCAGAUGCUCUUCAAAUGGAUGAACCGCAGACCGUGUGCCCUAGAGGAGGACCAGGACACGAUCAUCCGAGAAGAUUUCAUCAUCAUCAAACAACAGAUCGAAGACGCGGCGCGCGUUUUGGAGACCCUUGGACAGACUAUUUCUUACGAUUUGGACGGCGAGGACAGUUACGGGAAAUAUCUGAACAGGGAAAUUGUGCAAAUCAACGAGGCUUUUACAAACGUGGAGAAAUCGCUUCUAGAGCUGGAGACGAAAUUUAAACAAAACCAGGGGACUGAACAAAGGGAAGAGAGCCAGUUUACCAAUAACUUUAUCCAACCCAUGCAUGAUGUGAAAGACACUCUCCAGGAGACUUUGGACAUCUCGUCUGGGCUCAAGGAUAAACACGAACUCAUCUCUUUGAUCAUCAGGAGCCAUGGAUCGAGGUUAAGUCGUCUCAACACCGACUACCUUAAUGUUUAAACUCACAUACAGAUGUAGGUACGUUCGACGUGUUUGACUGCAGUCCAUGUUGGAUUGUUGUAUUUUAAACUUUCAAUUUGUUCUCCGAGUUUUCUUUUUUUAUAUAAUUUUAGUUUAUAAUUUUUUUUAGUAAUAAUAGUUUUUAUUUUUUUCAUGAUGCUCAAUUUGGUCAUUUGGUUAUUGCAAUAGGUGUACAGUUCAAUCUAAAUCAUUUUUUUAAUUAAUAUUUUCUUAUAACUAUGGUUUUGCUUAAUAUCUCAAUUUAUUUUUGUGUGAAAGUUAAACUAUCCAAAACACCAUGCUGCCUGUAUAAGUUAAUAGGCAAAAUGACUACAACAGCACAUUUUCACUUUUUACUGUGUAACUAAAGCUUUCCAUGAAUAACUGAGGUCAAAGAGCCUUCAAAAAGGUUUUUUUCAGUCAUCAUUCUUCAGUAGGCUGGGCUUCUUCAGCAGUCUGUAUACCGCUGACACGAUUGAACUUUAAGAGAGUCUGAGGAGUGGCGACUAAAGAUCUUCGGUGGAGAUUUGGCAUUUCCUGUGCCAUUAGAACAGAAUGUCUCUUUCUUUUUCUGCCAUGUGGAAGAAUACUCAAAGUCUGCAGAAAUAUGUAAAGAAACACAAUCUACCCUUCCCACACCAGUCCCUGAGGAUUACAGGGAUACUUCCUGGUGAACAGUUUUAACCUUUAACUCUAGACAUUUAGCCUUUUCAUUAAAGAUUUAGUUAUGGAUAAAAUCGGUCUAAAAAUAAAUUUACACAGUGAUACAUAUUCCAUCAUAUGUUGUAGUCAUCACUGAAUUGUUUCUUUAUUUUAAAUUCCAACCAGAACAAUGAAGCUUUUAUGGUGCGCCUUCCUACCCACAAUCCCCUGGGCUGGAACUGUUUUCUUUUACUUUCUCACAUUCAGAGUUUGAUUCUUGUUGGCGGUUAAAGCCAAAGGAAAGAAUGCCCUUACUAAUGGUUUAGUGUUACCAGAGCCGUGCCUAUUCGGUGCCAUCUCAUAUGGAUUCAGUUUAAGUGGUUUUGUUGGGAAAAGUGAAAGAGGCAACAGAGAAUUCAUCAUGUUGAUUUUAAGUAUCAGAGAUUGUUUUUACAUCAUGACAAUUUAAAGGUUUGAUGGAUGUGUUGGCUUUGUAAGAUGAAUGUGGAGCUGACUACAUGCAAACAACAUGGCACAUCGAUUUCUUGCAUUAUUUUCCAUAUUACGUUGAGAAGUCCUCAUUGCAAUGAAGGUGAAAGACCGUAUGUACUGUAAGCUGCAGUAUCUUUACGCAGACAAGAUCACUCAGCAACAUCAUAUUAUGUAAAGGUUUUAUAUCAAUACAGUGUGCACCGCCUGGCCUAGUCUAAUUACGUUUUAAGUUUAUUUUUAAAAUCCUUAUUGUAACCCCAAUUUUUUUUUAAAUGGCAAGAAUUUAAGUUUAAAAUAAUUUAUUACGUAAAGCAGUUUACAGUGGUAAUCAUAAGCAUGACCAAAGAGCUCAAUAAACUUAAACUUAACUGUUUCAUUUGUAAUCCUGUAUUUAGCAGUGUAACUUUAUCAGGAAUAUUAAAUGCAAAGUUGAUGAUGUCUGAAUUAUUUCCAAAAUAUCCCGAAAGUUUGGCACUUUAUUCUUUCCUUUCAUUUGUUAAUUGUAACAUUUAGCAUUAUUGUUUCCUUCAUGUGAUGACAGUAUGAAUAAAUGUGUGUGUGUGUGUGUGUGUGUGUGUGU